GAACAACCGAUAACGAUCGUUUACGUUCUAAAUUAAAAGAAAAAAAGAGCAAAUUCAGAGUCUGUCCUCAUUCCACGCGAGAUUUCACGCGACAAAAUGUAAGAUAAACGAAAAAUAUACGGCAAAAGUUAUGGGAAAAGGGAGGGAGAAGUAAGUUUUGUCGGAAGAGACUCGAGAAAGCGUCAGAACGAUUCGUUGGCCCAGAUGAUGAUUUCGGUUGCCGAGAAAGUUGCCGCGGCUAACAGGAGAUUUAGUUUUUCGGGACUUCUCGUCACGUGACAAAUCAAACGGUAGAAUUUUUGUGAGAUACAAUCGUUUCCUCUGUUCGAACGAGAAAAGAGGGAGCCCGGUUGAAAGAAUACGGAUCAGUAGAUGUUGAAGAAGUCGAAGAUUAAACACAAGGGAUCGAAGUUGGUUAAAUAAGAAUCAUGAUAACACUAACGACGGAAAAGGAAAAGAAAAUUAAUGAAAGCCUUGCAUGCGUUUGCCAACGAUAACGAAACACGCGUUGAUAAGACGGACAAAGAGGAUAAGAACGAAGAGUACCAUAGUCCUCUUUAAUCUUAACAAAAUGUUCAACAAUAACAGUGUUAAUGCCUAACGAAAUUCAAUGACGUAAGUGCGAUUCGUCGUUGUUAUUUUCAAGCGAAAAGUUUAAGAACUUGCAAGAAGAAACGACGAAAUUGAAGAGGAAUAAUACCUAUUGAAAACUUCCAUUAAACAUAAUCAACUAAAUAUUGUUAAUUAAUCGAUCAUGGAGCUCUUAUUAUGCGCUUUACCAUUAGUGUACACGAAAAUCAUGGUUCAUCGUUGGGACACGGUGAUACUGAUCGUUCAAAAGAUCCUCAAGUUCCUGUUGUUUUUGCUAUACUGUCUGGUUACACCGUUUCUGAUGUUGCAAUGUCUCAAGAAACGGAAACGAUUACCACCGAUCAACAGUCACGUUCUAUUGCUCUCAGCCACGGAGAUUGCGAGAAGGAUUCGCAAUAGAAAGAUUAGCAGCGAAGAAGUGGUCAGAGCUUACGUAAAGAGAUGCAAAGACGUGAAUCCGAUUCUAAACGCGAUCGUGGUUUCGCGAUUCGAUGCAGCGAUACAAGAAGCAAGAAAAGUCGAUGAAUUUUUAUUGUCGAGCAGAAAAAGUGAAGAGGAACUGGCUCGAGAAAUGCCACUUCUCGGUGUUCCCAUGACCGUCAAAGAGAGCAUCGCGGUGCAAGGGAUGUCAUACUCGGUUGGAGUGAAAAAGAAGAUACCAGACAAAGCGAGCCAGGAUGCGACUGUGGUGAAAAUGGUACGCGAAGCAGGUGCCAUUAUUCUUCUCGUUAGCAAUACACCUGAACUGUGCCUUUUCUGGGAGAGCAACAACAAAGUGACCGGUCCGACUUGGAACCCUUACGAUACUACUAAAGUAGCUGGUGGUUCUUCCGGUGGUGAGGCUGCACUUUUAGGCUCUGGUGCAUCCAUUCUGAGCCUUUCGUCGGACAUCGCAGGCUCGGCAAGACUUCCGGCUAUGUUUUGCGGAAUUUUUGGGCACAAACCUACAGCUUGCUUGGUCUCUUGCAAGGGUCAUAAGCCAGAUUCGAACGACAGAAACUGGCCUUAUUACUUUACCAUCGGAACGAUGGUUAGAUACGCGGAGGAUCUUUCUCUUAUGAUGAAAAUCAUAUCUCAAUCGGAAGAAGCACGAAACCGUUUUGAUCAGAAGGUAUCGCUAAAAGACAUGAAGUUCUUUUAUUUGGAAGACUGCUGUGGAAUAACGAAUUCUAUAGACAAAGAAAUGAAAGGAGCGAUUCAGAGUCUAAGGAAGCAUCUUGAGAUGUCGUGCGGGAUUACAGUGCAGAAGGCACAGUUGAACGAUAUGAAAUUCGCGUUCGAUAUAGCAACGCACCUGUUACUGGAAAUGGAGGUGGACGGGAUAACGGAGGAAGUCAAAGCUGUGGGUACGAGCAAGAUUCUACUCGAAUUAUUGAAAUGCUUUUUCUUUGCAUCAUCCCACUCGUUACCACUGAUCACUUAUGGAUUGUUAAAGUGGGUGAGUAGUAAAUUCCCAAAUAGUUAUCGCAGUAAAAUGGUCGAUAAGAAGAUGGCACUGAAGAAACAAUUUGAGGAUCUCCUAGGUGACAAUGGGGUUUUGAUUUAUCCUACAUACGUCACCCCAGCUCACUAUCAUCAUCAAUCAUACCCUAAGGUCGCUAAUUUCACUUACAUGAUGAUUUAUAAUGUAUUGGGACUACCAGUGACUCAGUGUCCAAUGGGAUUAAACAGUAAAGGUUUACCUAUUGGUCUUCAAAUUGUCGCCAAUGCAGGUAACGACCACUUAACGAUUGCCGUGGCUCAAAGAAUUGAGAAAGCCUUUGGCGGAUGGCAAGAACCACCCACUACCGAAGUAUCAAUUUAACCCUUCCUUAAUCAUAAAACAAGACUUCCAGUAACAUUUUCACGUGACCUGACAAUAUUUCGUAUCAUUCGCAACAUACCGAACCCAGUCAUGAACAUUUUUAUAUAGUACCUAUCAUGUACUCAUUUUCAUUUCUUUUAGUAACGACUUGUUGUUUUUCUUUUUAAUUAUAUGUAUAUCUUGAUUUUCUAUUUAUUAUAGCACAUAGACAUUUCGUUCUAUAAUAUAUUAUAGUCUUGUACUUAAUGUAUUGUCGAUCUUAAGUGACGCACGUGGUGUGCCAUUAGUUGGUUAGCGUAAGACGAAUGGGGUGCAUCAUCGGUUCAUUAGCGUAGUAUGCACCAGGUGCAUCGCGAGAAAAAACUGAUCUUUUGUACUCGUUACAAGAAGUAUGGUAAGUACUUGUUUUUUUUACUGUAAAGUGCUCUAUGAGCAUUCGCAGAACUAUAUAAAAUAAUGAGGAUUAAAUAAUCAUAUUUAGUGUUAGACAAUAUGAAAUAUUGAUACACUUGGAAGUUGAUAAAAUGAUGUAUUAUAAAAAUUCUAAGAGCGCUUCAGAAAGACAAUAGUGUAAAUUAAACUUAAAAUCAACGAAAUUAUUUUGUUAUAAUAUUGUUUGUUUUUUGUACAGAAUAAUGGUAUCGUCCUUUAUAAAAGCGAAUAAAGUUAAUUGUUAAAAUAAAA
Molecule: messenger RNA, 3079 nt
Organism: Osmia bicornis bicornis
Lineage: Eukaryota; Metazoa; Arthropoda; Insecta; Hymenoptera; Megachilidae
Product: fatty-acid amide hydrolase 2-A-like
Exons: 11
Coding region: 755-2395 (546 amino acids)
Source: RefSeq, a predicted model, not a curated record